Gordionus sp. m RMFG-2023 is the source of this 15308-nucleotide messenger RNA. RefSeq names its product bridge-like lipid transfer protein family member 1. NCBI's taxonomy places the organism in Eukaryota, Metazoa, Nematomorpha, Gordioida, Chordodea, Parachordodidae. The coding region runs from base 280 to 15225 and encodes 4981 amino acids. Gene Ontology annotation, biological process: synaptic vesicle endocytosis. The record is from RefSeq and is a predicted model, not a curated record. The transcript has 77 exons.
CUUAGCACCCGGCUGUCCAGGCCUGUCGGUGACCGGGGUGUCAUCUCUAAGCUCCGAAAUUCAUCAUACCAUAUGUCUUUACACAUCAGUCAUCGAAGAAAAACUUGAAAGUUUUUAUGGUUCUUACCAGGAUUGAACCUGCGUCCAUGUUCAUACUCGUGUUUCCAAGCGUACAUCUUACCCAUUCAAAAUAAUGAGAUGUCACAUCACACGCCAUAGUUUUCUUGCGAUAUAGUAGAUUGCAACAUGUGUUUUUGGAGGAUUUAGUGCUGAAAUGAUAUGGAAGAUUGGAAAUUUACUAAUUCAAAUGACAUUCCCAAUAAUAUGAAUAUAUUUACAUAUUACAGUUUAUAUACUGUAAUAUGUAUACUGUUCAUUGUAUGGAUCAUAUAUGCACUAUUUUUUCAUAGUAGAAUCACUGGCUAUAUCUUAACAAAAUUUAUCAAUCUCUUAUUAAUUUCAAAGAAGCAAAAUGUGAAAUUUGGGUCCUUAUCCAUUUCUUUUCUUUCUGGCAAAAUUAUGUUUAGAGAUGUGCACAUAAUAAAUAAAGAUUUUUCUGCAAGAAUAUGUGAUGGGUACAUUAAUUUCCGAUGGUGGAUACCUUUAAAUGACACAUUUAGUUUACAUAAUGGAUAUUCACUUCAUCGUAUAUACUGUGUUUGUAAUGGACUUGAAUUAUUUAUAUUUAAUAGAACAAACAUGUAUUCUAAACUAGCUACAUCCUAUGAAAAUAUGUACAUUAAUACCUCUAAGAAAAAUACUAUUAGACUAAAUGAUGCUAGUAUUAAGACAGAAAAUACAAACCCAAACAAAGAAUUAUGGCUUACAUUUUUCCCCAUUAUGAAGUUUCAAGUUUCAAAUGGAAAAAUUGUAUUUGGCAAUCAUAUGUUGCCAAAUCAAUUCGCUAUUUCGGUAGAGGAAACCAAAUUUUAUUAUAUAACUCGCCCGGCAUCUUAUACUUCAGAUCCUUAUUGCGAAAAGAUAAAAGGAAAAGCGGUAGGUUUGCAAAUACUGUUGAUAAAAAAUGAAAUAUAUACCGAUAACACUAACUUCCAGUAUGAAUGGCCACCUAUACACAUGAUUAACGAUCGCUUAAUAAUAGGAGCUUGCGAAAAACUAGAGUUCGAGCAUUAUCAAGAUAAACCCGGUUUUGAUGUUUCUUCUACAGAUGAUUAUCCCUCAUGGGGAGUCAAUGUCGAUUUCGUUAAAAAUUGCGACUUUCUUUACGGACCUUGGGUUGAUAAGAACAGAGAAUACCUGUACAAUUUCUUUUUUCCGACAUUUCACGAGGAUUAUAAUGAAAGAUUAUCAGCUAACAACGAACUCCAACCUAGGCUUCCUAAGUGUUUUAAGUGCAAGCUUCAAUUUUUGGAUUCUUAUAAUAACCUGGACAUCAUUUUCGGGAAAUAUAAAAAAAAUAAGUCCCUACUUCUCUCAUUCGAGAAGGGGUCCACAAUAGAUUUGUCGAUACCUUUCAGCAAAGAUGUUUAUGAUCACGUGAAUUCAUCACCUAACUCAGAACUAGAUUCAUUGAAUGAAUCACUGAACGAAUCACAUCUACGAUUUGAGUUGAUAAAGGCUGAUCUGAAGAACUUGGCAAUCAAUACGAAUUUGCCCUACAAACAAUUCAUGGAAUGUUUCGAUUUUGAAUUUGCGCUGAGAAUUAAUUACAAGAGACAUUUUAACGACAUUCAAAUUUGGGAUUUCGAAAUUGGAUUGAUCAAUUCUACACUUUUUGGAUUGUACCAACAUAAAUCUUUUAUAACGGCAUUAUUAAACGACUGGUCAAGAGGUCCUGAAAAAUUGGAUAUCCUCACCUUUUCCCCCUUCAUAUGGCAUUUCAAAAUCAAAAACGAAAAUUUUGGCCUCAUGAUCUUUACGGAUCGGUAUAAUUACGUGAAUUGUGACAUACACUUGUUAGGCAAUUGCCUUUUAAACCUGAGGGCUUCGCAAUUCGCCGCUUAUUUUGAUAUACGGGGACAUAAAUUCGCGCCUGUUUCUAAAAAAAUUCAAUUUUCUUGCGAGACCGAACAAACCAAACUAUUUAUGCACGUUCCAGACUACAUGACUGUCAAAACGCUAUUACUCUGUCUGCAAAAGGAAGCCAGAAUCAUAGAUUUAAACAAUAAUGUCGCAUCAAUCCCUCGAUUGGAUAAAAAUAUCGAAAAUUCGCGAAACGCAUUAAACCAAAGUGAAAGUGAUAGAUUUAAUCAUGAUCAAGUUAAAAUGUUUUGGAUCAAUUGUUGGGAGGUAACGAGAUUAAACUUCGAACUAAUAUAUACUUAUUAUGCCGAAUAUUCUUCCGAUUCCAAUAUAAACAAUCGUUAUACCGAUAAUGCAGCACAAGUCAAUAUUUCUUCUCCUAAGACGGUUAAAAAUAACGAGAAUCUCUACGAUACGAUGGAUGUUUCUGUAACACUUUGCCCCUCUACCAUAUAUUUAAAUGGAAUGUUUUUGAACCAAUUGCUUCAUUUUAAAGAAAAUUAUUUUGGCGAGUGCCAAAAGUUCAACCCGCUACCUAUGACUUGCCCUAACAUUUGCCACGAUGUGUCCAACGAAAUCUUUUCUCAUCUCGAUAUUAAUAUCGAUAUAGAUAUUGAAGCACCGCGCGUCUAUUUGAUUAAGGAUUGUUUGGAAAUCUUCAGAGAAUAUUGUCCUCAUCUUGAUUUGGAAAACAUUCGCUUUUUGAUGACGAAAUCUAUCGACGAAACUAAAUUUAAAUUAGCCGUGUCGCCGUUUACCUUGACAGUUCCCGAAUUCAGCGAUAUCACUGACACGACCAAUAAUAAUUCUAAAAAUCAAGGACCGAAUAAUACUAGCAGUGUUUUGUUCGCUAACGGAUUAUUGUUUAAAGGGAGAGCCCUCUUCUCCAGAAGAGAACUUUCCAUACUUCAAGAAUCGUUGGAAUAUGGCUGGAUCACUAAUUGCGAUAUUGAAUCCCUGAACGGAAACUUUUCACCCAAACAUUUUUACACUUUAGUCGAUGCCCUGAACUGCAUAGCUCUUACUUUUAAAUUAUCUUCCCAAUCCUGCUCACCGAUACCUCCCAAAAUUGUUGACGCAAAUCAAGGGGCGGAAGAUUCGGUGAAAACAACUUUGCAAAUUGAUAAGAUGCGUCUUAAGGAAUUGAGAAAUGAUCACGCGAAUAGCCAUAAAAUAGUGGUUUCCCCUUUCUACCCAAUCGAAACUUUUAGAUUUACUCGUUUUGGUUUCGAAUUUAAAGGUUGCGAUGCUAGAAUUUCAACCGCAGUUAAUAUGCCAAGUUCUGGCCAUAGAAUACUGGUUAUCAAGAUUCCGCCCAUAUCAUACGUUUCUAGCAAUUUAAUAGACCCCCUAGACCAAACUAUCGCGUCUCAACUAAGCAUACCCAGUUCAGCAUCCAUUUCUCUUUAUCAUGAAUACGCUCCUUUACUUAGUAUUGAAUGCGCUCAUAUAAUCAUCCCAGCGUUGCGUGUAAAUAUAAACGCGAAUCCAACAAGAAUUGAUGAUCACUUCAACAAAUCUAGCUCGAUGAAGCCACGCAACUUAUCUCUCAUUCAAAGACGCUUUUUGACUUUUCACGACAGAUCUACUCAUAGAUUACCAUUUCUAUAUGAUAGUAUGUUGUUCCAAUCUGAUAAUUUGCUAAACGAAAUAGAAGCUAACUUCGAUACCGUUGGUAAAGUUGCCUCCGGAAUAUCUAGACCUCAACGAAAUCUUGAUGCCAAAAAUUAUAUCGGGAUUGAAGAUAAGCUACAUUACCACUUUUCGCACUCCAACUCUAUCGAUCACAAUCUUACCUUGAAUAACAGCCCAAUAAACGAAGCAGACAAAAACAUCAAUUACAACAUGCCUACCAGUUACGAUAAGAUAAGCCUUGGCAGCGACCAAUUUUCUUCUGCCAAAUCUUCAAUCUCAUCUCUCGAAACGUCGCCCGGUUCUUUUGAUACUCAACAAGUGCAAACAAACCCAUCUCAAACUAAAAGCAGCGACGGGUGUCAAACGGAAUCGGUAAUUCUGACUGGUCAAAGGAAACGACCUCUGACCCAAUCUCCUCUAUUGAUGGCUGGUUACCUAGAUUUUUGUGAUAGAUAUGAGCUAGUAAAUGACGUUCAUUGUCCCGAGAAAAUUGACAAUAUUGGGAAGAUGGCAUCGAUAUCAGGGAAUAGUAGAGGGAUACAUACGCUACUCGUUACGGAAAAAAAGGGAGAAGGUGACGGUCAUUAUAUGACCACAGAAGGAGUUUUUAGAAGGAGUCGAAUUAAUAGUCGGUUAUAUAGUCCAAACGAAUUUGAUAUCGAGAUGAUAACUUUGACCCAAAAUUGUACCGUAAUAGUUAUCCGCUUUUCCGACUUUAUAGCGUUACAAGUUACGCCCCUAAGUCUGGAUAUUGUCCAAGAGAUGUUGGAUAUAUUUUCCUCUCCGCACUUUCAAUACAAUGCUACAGGUUUGUUGAGACGUUUACAGUUCAAUAUUUACGAUUCCAUGAUCUCUUCCUUUCAUACCUACACUCAAAUACCUACCAAUUAUGUGUAUCAAGUCGAGAUUCCCGGGUUUAAAAUUAACGCACUGCAAACCUGUCUAAUCAAAGAAAAAGUUUUGAUGUCACAAAUCGAUGAUAUAGAAAACUUGGCUACUUGUUGUACCUUAUUCAUUGUGCAAGCCCAAUCUUUGAACAUUAAUGUUUUGCGAUCAUUUGAGACCCGUUAUUCAACUUAUAACCAACAGUCUCGAUAUAGACUGUCCAAAAAUUACCUCCGAAUCACCAUAAAAAGUUUGGGAUUUCAAGCCAGGCGCUUCGAAAAAGAAGCCUGUGUUUCAUCUCCUUUCGACGAUUCCGCUAAUAAGGCUAUAAUUUCUGAGAAAAAUUCUAAGGUCGGGUUUACUUUGACUCCCAUCCCCAAAACGAAAGCUCUUAUAGUGCUAGAAUUCGGACUGGAGUUGAUAGAUGCUAAAUUUCGCAACGAUAGUUUUAUUGAUCUCCUUCCAACUUCCCUAAUCACAAUCAUAAGGGAUGACAUUAUGGAUAAAGAGGUCAAAAAUGAUAAAAGAAAGGACACACGCAAUGAUUUAUUCAAGGAGAAUAUCAAAGAUAAUAAUGAUGUUUGUAAUAACAAAAAUAUGAGCCGAAUGGAAGUAACUUGCGGUGACGUUUGGUUUGAUUUUCCAGUUUCAUUUAAUUUCGAUCAAAGUGAGGAAACUACACCCGCUAGAGACGAUUGGCAUAUUUUCACGAUCAUGUCAACAUCCCUGACUUCCUGGGUGAAUCCAGUUUGCAGACUUUCCAAGUUCUUGAAAAUUUACGAUGAAAAUUAUGACCUUUAUAGAAGCCGUUUACUGUAUCACUUAUUCUCGAAGUCACAAAACACCGAAUUCGAAGAAUUAUUUCCAGGCGCAUUUGAAUUUCCAUCCGUUUUUUCCGAACAAGCAUUAACCUUAAACUCUGCAUCUGUCACCUAUAUAUUCCAGCUGUGGUACUCUGACAUAUAUUCGCGUUCAGAAGAAGAUUAUUUUAAUAAAGAUUUACACGAAUGGCCAUUCAUAUCCACUAAAAAUACUUUCGCCUCCGAUUCUAACCUUUACAAGGCGAUACUUCCCGUAUCUUCUCUCCUAUGGUACGAACAAAAUUCUCAGGUACUUUUGAAACGUUCGCGAACGUUAUGCAGAAAUAAUUUAUUCUUAAAAGAAACUCAAAGGUUUCUCCUGAACCAUCUAAAUUAUGAUAUGAGCGCUCUUAAUCGAGAUGAUCUUAAUUCUGAACGAGGGCUUGAUGAAGCGAUUCGAAUGAAUAAAGAUAAUCACCAAACUCUUAGCGAUAAAUCUGACAAAGGCCACUUUAUUGUUAAAGAACCUAAGAACAACGAGAUCGAAGAGAGGACAAUUAAAAGUAAACGCACUGCGCCGGUUAUAACCAGCUCGAUCGUCAAAUCAAGGAGCAUUGGGACAGGAUCGUCGAUCAUAUUGCACAGCUACAAGUUUUGGUCGCGACUCAGAUUUUCUUUCCUUAAAACAAUGUACUGUUUAAGAUGCUUCGGCCAGCGUUCUAAUAAACCCAAAUACAAGCAUAGACCGACCCUUUCUACCGAUCAAAUAUUGCCAACGACUAAAAAACUCGAGUCAUUUAUAACUUAUGGAGAUGUGGACACUUGUAAUUCAUCAUGCGCGGAGGAAAAUGCAAAUAACAACGAUGACUUCGAAUUUGGCCUCUUUCCGUCGAUAACUUCUUAUUUAUUAUCAUUACAGAACUCUUCGAAAAUACAUCAAAACCAAUUGGCGGAUAUUAUCGCGCCCAUAUAUCAAGAAUUUUUGAUUCAAAAUUUGAUUUUUACUCAGAAUGAAAACCUUUUGGCGUUCCCUAAUAAUCUUCCCGACAAAGAGAGCAAUGAGGAGAAUCGCACCACUCCUAGAUUAUCUAAUGAUGGAGAGAAAGUCCCUGUCGAUAACUUCGAAAACUGCGCCACCCUUCCCAAUAUGGCACGCGCUUGUUAUUGCCUCAAGCCAUUGUUAUCUAUCGUUACCGAUAUCAACUACUUACCUCAAACAUUGUUAUUUUCGCACUCCGAGAUAACGGAUAAGUGUGUUUUGGAACUUGAUUUAAUCCUUUCUUCUCUUCGAAUCAACAUCAUAGAAUGUAUUCCGGGUCUAACCACGCCCUUGGUGCCUCCAGUCGCCUUCAAAACUAUACGAGUUAAGGCUAAAUUUAGGGAAACUUUUGUCAUACCUCGUAUCAUACCCUCUGAUUCAAAGCCUCCACCGAAAACGGGCGAUAAUUUAAUCGAUCUCACCUUUCCGCUCAUUCUUUAUGAUUACAGUUUUCAAAAGCGCUAUUUUGAAAGGAGUUCCACGCAAAUAAUCUCUGACGUAGCCUCAUUUUCGCAUCACGUUAAUACUUCUACGCUUAAACUCAUAUACCAAAUUAUUUGGGUUGCUAAAAAAUUUUACGGCUUCAAAGCCGAAAUUCCUCACGAUCCUCCUUCAUUUUUGGUGGGAAAAAAAUUUGGAAAAAUUGUGCGCAAUCCAUCUCUAACUAGUUCAUCCGAUUCCGAGAUUUAUGAAAGAAAAUCUAUAUCCUCAUAUGGAGAUAACCAUUCUCUUCGUUCUUCCAUAGCGUCUUCGCACUUUAAAACAGAGCCCGGUACGGCUCUGGACGAAGCGAUUAAGCUUUACCGAAUGGUUACUCUUAUAAGCUCGCCAAAUACUUUUCUAACGACACGAUCAUCAAAUAAACAGGAAACUUCUUCCUAUCCAAUACUAUCCUAUAUAUCCUUAUCAAAAAUGCUGGAACGAAAUUUGGGCAAAGAAAUGAUAAAAUAUAAGCCAUUACCGCAGACCGAGAAUACGGAUCAAGACACCAAUCCUCUCGUACACUUAAAUUGGCGUUCUUUAGAUUCUAUAUUCGAGUUCGUUGGUCACAUAUCCUACAUUCGUCUCUGGUUAGGCGUAGAAGGCUUAAACCUACAAUUGGAACUUUUGAAUUUUCUGAUUAAUUGCAAUUCAGCCUCCGAACUCGCUUGGAAGAAACCUCUCAAUUACCCCCUGAAAGGCAAAUCGUAUAAUUUUGUCAAAUCCCUAUUCGGUAAUUUGCCCCAAAUGAGUAUCACAUUAAUGGAGAGUUAUUCACAGCUAUCCAACGUCUUACUCAACUUAAACAUGUCCGAAACAUCUUUAUUUUGGAAUAUUUUAAACGACGAAAACGGGCAUCAUUCAAACGAUCUAAUUCCCCUAUUAACCAAAACCCUCAACUCGAUAUUGUUGCAAAUUGGGGCUAUAAAAUUCGAAAUUCCCCAACAUCCUAUAGUUCUUCACCAAAUCUUUACAAGGUUCACCAAAAAAUUUAGCGAAACGUUACAUCAAUUCGCCUACUAUUUCGGGAGAAACGCCCAAGUUACUAAUGGUCUAGAUAGCCCUUCCUUGCCCGAUCCAAUGAAUUUGUUGAAAUCGAUUUCUUAUAGAGAUAAUAACAGAAUUUCUAUCGUUGAGGAGAAAAGUUUGUUAAGCCAUGAUGAAGAUAGUUCUAUGUUUAUCGAGGACACUUAUUUAGUUAAUGAAGAUGAUGUAUCUUGGAACUAUAUUUAUCCCCCUUAUGGCGAUGACUAUAUUUUAAACAUAUCUUGGAGGAGGAUUGAUUUUGAAGCCGCUCUUCUCCCAUCCCUUAAAGCUCUAUAUAAUAUAAACGAUAUUCUUCUUUACGGCUGGAAAGAUGUAAGGAUGAAAGGAUGUUUAUCCUUUUCCGAUCAUUCCCUUAUUUUGCGCUCAUUGAUUUUAGAUCCUUUACUAAAAUUAUCCCCGGAAACUUUGAUAAAAUUACCUAAAGUUGCCAUGAAAGUUGAUUACGAAUGGCAUUUGAUUCCUUUAUUCAAAAGGUUACGGUACCCAACCAUCAAGGCUAAAUGCAUCAAGGCUUUUGUAAAGGCUGAUCUGGAGAUUGGUUAUUUUGAGCGCUCCCUUACGACCGAUCUGUUAAACAAUUUGGUCUUCAUUCAGAAAGUUUUUAUGAAGGAACUCAACGAGUUAUUGCAAAGACUCACUGGCAUAGAUCAACCUCAAAUACCUAAGUUUAAAGAUGGUAAACGUGAUUCAUUUUCCUCGAGCGAAGAAAUAGUCUCUCAAGCUAACGAUAUCCAUUCUUAUCUAUACGAAAUAAACCUAAAACUGCAAGGCUUACAAUUGACCGCAUCUACGCCGACAAAUAUCGCUUUACGCCUCGAAACUAGUGCUAUUGACUUCAAGCUAUUCAACCAGCUUAUGCCGUCGAAAUCAUCUUGCCUUCAAAAAUCGUUCUCAGGAGUUUCAAAAAAACGUUUUUCCGUCAGCACCGGACAUUCGGAAGCUGACAACGCAUCAACUUUAAUGGACGAGAUAAAGAUGGGUCGAAUUAAAUCAAAAGUGAGAAGAAGAAGUUCUAAGGCCUAUAAAAAACAGGGGAAGGGAGGUGGUAUAGAUGAAGAGUUCGAGUUGAAGACUUUGGCUAUACUCAAGUUUAAGAUAUCAGCAUCCCUGGGGCAAAUGAAUAAAAAUUUAUUGUACGAAGAAGCUGACGUUGACUAUACAACCUUGGCUCAUUUCAACACUUCUAUUUCCAUGAAAAAUACUCCUAGGCCUUCCUUAAAUAGUCGAUUUAGCAACGAUCCCUGUAAGCUAAAAAGCCACGAUGAUUACAACAACGACCCAAAGAAUAGUGAAAAUUUGAAUAGUAGCCAAAAACUAGAAGAAAAAUUAAAAGAGGAAGGUUCGUCAGAGAUUAUAAUGGUAGGUGUUCAAAGGCCCCACCUGAACGUUCAAGCCCUGGCGCUCGAUAAGGCGAUAUUAAUAUACAUCAAUUAUAAAACGGCUUACGAGUAUUGGAACGAGCAAAGAGCCGCGCUUAAAAGGGACGUUCAAUUGGCGACACAACAGGUAGUGGAAAAAUUAACUACCCCCCUUCCACAGCAAACCCCCAAGGCUUUGUCUCAGUUGUUCCUUCAACUCACUAUCGAAAACUUGGGAAUCAGUUUGCCUCUCCAAAGACCUCCUCAACAUCAUUUAGUUAACAACCCACUUCUCUUACCUAGACACCAUCUUGUGGAAACCACAUCUAAAGGUUCAGAAUAUGACGAGAAAAGAAAGCUGCAAGAAGAUUCUGAUCAAAGUGCCAGAUUUUCCAUUGAGGAUAACAAGGUUUACCUUGUUUUAACCAUCGAAAACUCACAAAUAUUUGCCUAUUCCAAAGAGCUGUUUGUCUGCAAAGGCAUAUUUUCUCACCUCAUUACUAGAUUCUCCUUCGAUUUUGAUCCUUCUUGGGACGACUGGAGCCCUAACAAUUACGAUUAUUACGCUAAUAUUUACAAUAAUUUUUUCCGUCAGGAUAUACCGACCGAGAAUUAUGAUAAUAAUAACACCAAGAUACGAAUCUUACCAAGGAGACCUAAGUCUCCUUCCAACCCUUUGGAUGCUGGUUCCCUGCCUAAUAAUGCUAUAGAUAGUUUGGUAUGCAAUUCUUGCUAUGUUAAAGAAGGAACUUACGAAGUCUGCUCCAACACUUUUUCGACUAAAACUAAGAACCCUAAAUGGGUGCUACACAUUAACUGGAAUAUGAAAGGUGUCGAUUUCUUGGCAAACACAUACAUUGGAAUAUGUUUGAAAAAUUUGAUUUAUACUCUAACUAUAUUGACCAAAGAAGAAUUAAAAGGUGAUGAGGUUCUAAAUGAGAGCCCCAACGAAAUUGUCGAUCAAGAAUAUAGCACUGCUACUACUCCUGUUGAUAAGCGUCGGGCUACAAUGAUUACCACAGACAAAAGCCAAAAUACGUUAUUAAGCAGCUCCGCGUACAAAUACUCCGGGAAAAGGCUCUCUUCAGCCCUCACAAGCGAUACAAAAAGGAUUAAAAGUGUUCACCACCCUGUUAAGUUUUCCGAUGAUAUUAAAGUGGAUCAUUUUCUUGAUGAUGAUGAUUAUGGGAAUGAGAAACAAAGAGAAGACAAAUACUUUUUCAAGCCAAAAUAUCAGGUAGGCUUGCCCACGUCUUUUUUGGAGGAGUAUCAUGGAUUGGCUAGAUCUUUGCAUUUUCUCAAGCAAUCCGGUGCCAGUCCAGAUCAGAUAAAAAAGGAAACGGAAAAACUACUUAACAUGGAAGCUCAAGUGGCCGUAGAUUAUAGGCAAGAUAUGUUCAAACGACUCCACAAACAAAGCAUUAAAGCCGUUCUUAUAAAACAACCAUUAUUGGGGGAAUACGAUUCUAAUAACAGGCCUCAAAGCUUAUUUUCUUCGAAAAACCACCAAAGGCAAAAUUCGUUGGCGAUCGGUAAACAGCAAAGCGAAGCUAAUAAAGGAGCUCUCAGUGUGAAGCAUCACGUUAAAAGCAGUUCCUUUGGGGGCGAAACCCAUAAAGAUAAUUUUGAUAAAAAUGUUGUCAACAUUUUUGACUCGAGGAAGCAAAGCGCACCCCUAUCCCCUGUCAAAGAUGGGAUUCAGUCUCACACAUAUCGCGAUAACAUUAUUGAUAAGAAAAACGAUGAAACAGCGCAAAUUGAUAAAGAUGACGAUGUUGUUAUGCGGAAGAAAAGGGGACUCGAUAAACAUAGAUUGAGACCUAAAAGAAUGAUAUCAACCAUCCACGCUUCACAUUCUCAACCGAUGGAAUUAUCGAAACUUGCUCACAUCGAUGAUUAUUCCAGUGCCACUGGUUCUUAUAACCCCACGGAAGCGGCGCAAGAAUCUAAAAUUGAUUUCGAUUUGGACGUGAACGUUAACAUCGACAGCGGAACAUUUAUUCUGUUUAACGAUACCAAGGAUCUGGAUAUCUUUAAGGACUUGUUCAACAAGGAAAAGUCUUUUAUGACUAGCAAACAGCCUUCCGAGAACUGUUUGAUUAAUCUUAUGACCGGUCAAACUUCGAAAAAGGGUAAACCGACUGUAGAAAUCAACGAAAACGUCAAUGCUGCGACUUCGAAUAAUCCAAACACUGGCAACAAUCUGAAUUGCCUCUCCUUUGUGUUGGAUAAAAUCAAAAGCGCUAUAACAGCCGGACAGAUAAAAUACUCAUCUUCUUUAUAUUUGCCAGGCUUAGAUGUGAAAGUUAAAUAUUCAUCGCAUAAUAUCACGGCUAACCCAACCGCCCAUCAACCUUACAUAAAGCGGAGCUCGAAACAUUAUUCUAGCGAGAACACUCAAAAAUCGCAAAUCAAUCAUGACCAAAAUCCUCAACUCAAUAAGGAACGAGAACUUCCUUUAUUCAACUCCCAAAAAGUGAAGCACGGAGAAUUCCAUCCCAAUGAAUUGAAUUACGGCGAUAAAAACGACCAAGUUCUAGAAAAUGAUUCCGGAAAUGCACUUAAAACUGCCGAUCUGUACAUAUGGAUUACGAUUAAAACUUUUACAAAAGAAAACAAGCUUGAUCCGCACAUAUUAGAUUUUAUAGAAGCCGUUUUAGAGCCUAUCCCUAUGGAUGUUGAUAAUAAAACCACAUUACAAAAUAACAAAAUGGACAUGAAAAAAUCUAAUAUCUCCAAUGCAAGUGAGGAGAAUAACAAUAAAACUGAGGAAAACAGCUACGGCCCAAGUAAUGUUAAAUCGGAAUCGGCUAAUACGACAUCUUCGAAUGUAGUGUACGUAGCCACGACUAAUUUUCCCGUUAAUGUUUUUGUCUACCUACGAGUCAAUCCUUCGUCUUUUCGUUUUAGUUGCUUACCAAUGUCAAGAGUUGAAUGCGUCAUAUAUUUACCUUCUUUGGACUUGAUAUUUACUUCUAAGGCUGCCGAUUCACUUAAUACCGAAAUCGAGUUUGACGAAUACGAAGAAGAAAGCGACAAUAUAACGGAUCGACCCAUAUAUCUCAUAAAACAAUAUUCACAUUCCGGUAACGGUGUGAGCAUAAUGCUCUACUUGUCCAAAUUUAGCCUCGAAAUUUUUCACCCUUUCGGGGGCAUAACGACUACCUCCGCCAUUAAUAAUCUCAAUUCGUCCUCCAUCCCUAGUAAUCUCAACAAACUAUCUGAAUAUCUCAAGGACAAGCAGCCAGAAGAGUCACCUUCUUUUUCAUCUAAAGCGGAUAAAAAUGAAGACCUCCCGGGAGUUCCAAUGCACUACGAAAAGUCCAAGAGCCGAAAAAAAUUCUUGAGCCUUGAAAUAGAUUAUGUCCAAGUCAAUAUCAUGAGAAAGCGUACCUUGAUCAGUUCGAAGAAAAAAUUUAAGAAUUUACCCAAAAAUUGUAGGGCUUCCCUCACCUUCGAUAGCGACAAUCAACAAUUUAUCAUAUAUUUAUCUGGUUUAUGCGACUUUGGUUCGGCUUCUUUCAAAUACGAUAUGAGGCGAUUAAACGAAAUAUUGGUUUUUCCUAAAGCUUGGUAUCGAAAGUCGAUUGCCAAAAGAAUCAUUUUAGGAGAGCACGUCUCGUCUACAUCCAGCACAACUAACAUUAAUCGAAAUGUAAGUGACAAAUCGAAGUUUUUGGAUAAACCGAAUCCGACCAAUGUUGGUAACGAUCUAUCUCCUGGCUCUUCUAAUAUAGAAUCAUCCAGUCUUUCUUCUUCUUGCGAGAAUUCCAAAUUAAAUAGUAAAAUAUUACAGAUGAAUAAAGUUUACAAGAAACGACAUAACUUACAAAAAAUCAGCAAAAACAAGAAAAAUGGGAAAGAUAGCAAAGCCAAUAACACAACAUCCGACGAUAUUCAGCCAAAGAAACGCCGGCAAAUAACCUGGGAAUCGUUGCUAGUUUUUUCGGUUAGAUUUGAAAAAGUUGACAUACAAAUGAAUAUGGGUAACGUGAUGGGGAAUGUUAAUUGGAAUUCUCAAGGUUGGGAAUUGCAUUCAAGAAUUUAUCUCAACUCUGACCACAAAAAGAACGUAUUAUUCUCCUUCGGACUCAAGCAAUCUGUUUUAGAUGCCAAAAGUGGCAUAGUUGGAGGGGAUAUGGAAAUGAAAAACUUCUUUCAAACCAUUAACAUCAUCACAAAUCCUUACCAAAUCCUGACCCAUGAUGCCAACGCGAUGUUAGUAGUGCUUCAAAUCAGGAUGGAUUACAUGGGGUCGACUAUUUUGAUAGCCAGGAUAUCUCACAUCAAUGCGUCCAUUAAGGACGAAUUGGAUAUAACUCAAAAAUAUCAUUACGAUCACCGCGACGGGCGAGACCAAAAAAAUGGAGAAACUGAUUCUAGCGAUAUUAUUGAGGGGAGAUGGGGCGAUCGAUUUUUCAACCAUGGCAAUAAUAAUGAACAAGAUAUUAUCUACAAUCGCAUAAGGUUACAUAACACCUUCAAAUGGGACCAUUUUCAACUUCUCAUAUGCCAGUCAACUCAAAUGGAUUUGAUAAAAAUGUCUACCAAGAUCAAGGAAUUCUUUCAGCAGCAGUUUCAAAGUAGCGUAGCAAUACUUCCCAAUCUCAAAAAAUCAUUGAAAGGAAGCGAUUAUCACAGGCGAAGAUCAUCGGAUAAAUAUGAUCAAACCGAUUUAAAAACCGGUUCGGCUAGAAUGGCGUUGAGUAAAGCCCACCAUGACCCGAUCAAAUCGGAUACUAGAGAAGAAAUAAAAAUAAAAAGGAGGGGCGGUGUCGGAAGUUUAACCGAUACCGACUUGGUAGGACCGUCUACCGAAGCCGUAACCUCGCAUUACGGUUACUGGGUAAAGAUCAGAAAUUUGAUUCAACGAGUAUCUUGUAGGCUUUUAGUACCAAUACCCGAUACCAAUAUAAACUCGUCCGACAAUUCCCUGCUAUUAGGAGGUUCUUUUCUUUUCCAGGGAAACCAUCUCUCCUUAGCCUGUUUUUACGGUAUCAACUUCAGGGCUAAAACUUGGGCUAUUUUCAGCAUGAGAGAAAUCAGCGUCAUAUUUUCGAGCUCCAAUCCGGGACCCAACUUUAUUAGACAACUUAAAAAUGUGAGUGCAACUUUAAAGCAAGAAGGUACUGUGGAUGAGGUUAGAUGUAGAGAAGCUAUGGCUAAAAAUGGCAUUGAAGCUAUCAUAGACUCGUUAAACAUCACUCAAAAUAUACUUUUCCAGCUAGGGCUCCCAUUAGAAACGAUAGCUCACGAAAAAGCUAAAAAGAUUUAUACCGAGAUGGCUAUCAUCAUGAAAAUAACGCGUAGCCAUUACAUUCCCCCUAAAUCAUCCACCAUACAAGAAUGGUGUAAUUACGCCUUUUAUAAGAGCUCAAUCGAUGAUAUCGAAAGUUUUCCAUUUAUAGAGGCCAGGAGACCUGUAAUCAUAAAAGACUUUCGCAAUAUGUCCGCCGAAACUAUAUUUUCUUUACCUCGAUUGCAAUUCAACGUCAAAUCGGAACACAAAAUAUGUCAUGAUAUAGGGAGCCAAGCCUCUCAAACUACGAUACAAAUGAAUAUUGAAUACGAUUUUUUAUCCGAAUUUGAAAACCAUAUAUUAGUUUCGGUAGAUGCUGAAGCUUUAGCAUUUCUCCAUGACCUUAUCAUCUCUUAUACCAAUAAAAAUUAUGGACUACAAAAUCUUUCUAGAAAGUCAUCCACUACCCAGAUCACAUCAAGUGAUAUUUCCGAUAUGGAAAGCUUUCAAGCCAAUGAUUUUAGGAAAUUUAUAUGUAGGACAUGGCGUUUAGAACCUACCCUGAGAAUAAUUUCUUGGAAAGGGCAACAUUUAGAAGCUUACGGUGUAGAUUAUAUAUUGCAUAAAUUAGGAUUUACACAUGCUAGAUUGACCAUACCUAAAUGGAUUCAAAGGGCUGCUAUGGAUCCUUUAGAUAAAUUUUUAUCUAUGGCUUUAUAUUAUAUCUUGACGAAUUCAGAUAAAUUUAUAAAAUUUUAAUUUCACUUAUUAAAAAAAUAAAUAGUAAUCUAUGUAUUUUAGAAUAGAUUUGCAUUAUAUAUUGUAUAGUAUGUAAUUAUAUU